ACCGAUCAGACUACACAAAGAUUACAGGACAGUCUAUCAGCCAGCAUCAAGACCAUGUACCCAGAUAUUCUCACCGCCUGCUACUUCGUGCCUUCACUCUACAUCAACAGAAACACGUAUACAAAGGCUGAGGUGGCGGGUGAGAAGGUCGUUGUCAUGGAGCCCGCACCAGACGACACACUGAGGCACGACCACGCCAUCCAGCACGUCCUCAAAUGUCUGCGCCACCUGGCGGACACAGACCAGCAGGCCAUGUUUGUCCUCUCACAGUUCACCUGUGACGACUACCUGGCUAGUGUUGACGAGCAGUUUGCCCACCACAAGCUGCCGAUGCCCUCUGACCUCACACGUCGUGACAAGGACUAUGAGAACUUUGAUGUACUCAUCGUCCACCGACAGUACGGUGUAGUGGUUGUGGUGGUGAAGGCGUCUGUCUGUACAGCAGACAUGGGGGUAGAGAUAAGAGACAAUGAGAGGGUUGUACAGGAUUUGCGUGAAGCUGUCAAACAGUUGGAUGGAGCGGAGCGAAUGUUGAAGCAUCUCAUGGCGGAUGUGAGGUCUGGUAUUGCAAUACGUAAAACAUUGAUGUUACCAAACCUUUCGCUGAAAUCAUUUACAGAAAUAUUGGAAAAACAUCAGGACGUAGCGAAGUCUUUACGACACUGCACUGGACUAACACAGUUGUUUGACAUCUCUGGAGAGUGUUUAUGUGCUGAUCAGCUCCACAGUGACAACAUGGUCGUCCAGCUACAGGUGUGGCUUCACCAUCACACUACGGGCUCGUCGGCUGAUCCUAGCCUCAGUGAAAAUAACUACCAGACGAUUUUGUCCAGAUUGUGUGGUGCCGCCACCAGACCGUACCUGACGCUGCCUGACGGUCGUCGUGUGUGUACACCAAGCUCACUGCAACAGGCCGUCAGUCUGACAGGCGAACUCUUCAACGGCGCCUUCAUCCACCCUGAACAUCAGCAGCUUGUGACUGCAGCGCCACCUCGUGUCUUUCUGUCCGGACCGCCAGGGUCAGGCAAAACCACUUCACUGGUGCUGAUGGGGAAACAGUGGCUGUCAGAGGGCCACAAGGUCUGUGUGCUCAGCACGUGGAGGGAGAACCGAGCUUCAUCAAAAUUGUUACAUGGUAUACUGCUAGAAUUUUUACAAACAAAGCGCAAGUCAAGAGCACCAUUAGACCUGCACGUUCACCCGCAAGAGGUCAACUUCGUCAAUGUGCGCAGGAGUGGCAGGUCAGACCCAUCAAACGACAUUCAACUGAUAUUCAAAAAAGUGGACCUAGAGAAAAAAGAGACGAAAAAAGUCAUCAAAAAAAUAAAUAAAUUCUUAACUUCAGGAGGCUUGUUCAUACUUGUUGAUGAUGCAGGCCCUUAUAGCAGAGAAGAUCAACUAUUCAUUAAGUCCUUUUGCGAGCAGCUACUUGCUGUCAAUCAGGAUUUGCAUCUCUGGGCGGCCAGCUGCUUUACUCACCAGAUUCCGAACGGUUGGGAUGUGAAACAUUUUCAAAGGACUGUUUCCUGUCCACCAGCAAUACUUCGGGAAAACAAUGUGUUGAUGUUAGCGCAGAAGAACGGAUGCAAAGAUGUCAUUAUGUGGGAUCCCUACAACAUAGGUGUGGCCCCUACAGAGGGCCUGCCAGUCAAGUAUGUCUAUCACCAUGGACAAAAUGUACAGGUCACAGCCAUGGUUAUCCAUUUACAUGUGAAAAGUGCUGUCAGGAAGUCAUCCUCUUACUAAAAGCUUUCGGUUUGGAAACUAAUGUGAAAGGCACAAAUGACAACUGUCAAACCACCUCUACGUCCACAGUCAAGUCUACAAACUGUGACAGCGCGGACAACAACACCUUCACACCGCGGCUACACCCGGCUGACGUCCUGAUGUUAUUUGAGCACGAACAGUGUGAGGACGUGGACUUUUUCAAGAAUAUGAAAUUUUUAAAAACUCUUAAAAAACUUGGCUACAGCACAAAAGUAGGAAACAAUGCGAAAAAUGAGAUUUCAUCUAAAAGUUGUCAUUCUUUGCAAAUUUCAAAUGCAACACAUCGUCAAGUCCUUAAAAGAAGCGUUACGGUUUAUGUGGAGGGGCGAGGACAGUCAAAUGUACCACUGGAGUGGAUCAGACUACGAGGUGUCACAAGCUGUACAUCUCAACUGAUCUGGGUUAAGGACUUAGCAAUGACUCAUCCAGAAGCAUAGUCCUAUAUUAAAGAAAUGAUAAAAGGAU
Molecule: messenger RNA, 2232 nt
Organism: Pomacea canaliculata
Lineage: Eukaryota; Metazoa; Mollusca; Gastropoda; Architaenioglossa; Ampullariidae
Exons: 5
Coding region: 55-1746 (563 amino acids)
Source: RefSeq, a predicted model, not a curated record